AUGAAGAUCCUCAUGCUGUUGGCUGUAAUCAUGGUCUUGGGCUUCCUACAAGCACAAGGGAGCUCAUUGGAUUUCAAGGAAAUGAUUGACAAUACAUUAGGAAGGGACGCUGCAUUAAAUUACAGCUCCUAUGGUUGCUAUUGUGGUGUUGAUGGCAAAGGAUCUCCCAAGGACGCAACAGAUCGGUGCUGUGCUAAACACAACUGCUGUUAUAGGAAGCUGAAGAAAUUUAAAUGUGACACUAAUUUGCUGAAGUAUAAGUUUUCUACGAGUGGAAGCAAAAUCAUCUGUGAGGACAAGGAUGUCUGUAAGCGUUUGCUGUGUCAAUGUGAUAGAAAAGCUGCCUACUGUUUUGCAAAAAACAAGAACACCUAUAAUAAAUCUUUGCAGUUCUACCCCAAUUCGAUGUGCACUGGGAAGACUUUGAGGUGCCGAAAGCGAAUUUUCCACUAG
Molecule: messenger RNA, 453 nt
Organism: Elephantulus edwardii (Cape elephant shrew)
Lineage: Eukaryota; Metazoa; Chordata; Mammalia; Macroscelidea; Macroscelididae
Product: phospholipase A2, membrane associated-like
Exons: 4
Coding region: 1-453 (150 amino acids)
Biological process (GO): negative regulation of T cell proliferation; lipid catabolic process; arachidonate secretion
Molecular function (GO): calcium ion binding; phospholipid binding
Source: RefSeq, a predicted model, not a curated record